CUGGGCAAAUUUUGUGCGUGCAGCAGUUCGAGCAUUACAUACUGCCGCAAACGGCUGUGUUUAGUUCUAACCGUGUCGGUUAACAGUCUGGAACAAUCAAUUGUCCGGUGGCAAGCGGAGUUGGUGUUUGGCCCUGCCAGUGAACACCUUCACAUUCUAGUUAAAAAUAAUACCGGACGUCGUGUCGACGGUCGUUUUCUCACUCGCUUACCCUUUCUUGACUCACGGCCCCCUUUAGGCCAAUCUCGUACCCUGGCCGAAGAGAGGUUGUUUUCCAUGGAGCGCCGUAUGCGGCGCGACCCAGCCUUUCGCGACAAAUAUGUCGAGUUCAUGCGCGAGUAUCAAGAGCUGGGUCACAUGUCACCGUCCAACUUCGACUGGCGUUCACAGGAGCACUACUUUCUCCCUCACCAUGCGGUCUUGAGGACCCCUGGGAGUAAGAUUCGGGUAGGUUUUGACGGCUCCGCCCCCUCGUCAAAUAGUGUGUCCCUGAACCAGUGUCUCCACUCUGGUCCUAAAUUGAUCAAGGACAUAUCCGACAUUUUGACUUACCUCCUUCGGCACCAAGUGGUUUUUGUAGCCGACAUUCAGAUGAUGGAACCGCUGAUGUUAACAACGCGAGAUCGUAAAUCUGCCGAAUUUACACUCAAGCAGUAUCUCUUUCGGCAGCGGGCAACUCUUCAUGGAUUAGAGGAACGAGUCUUUAGAGAACUUCCCAAGAUAGUGUACUGUAUUUGCGAGAGACUGCUCAAGUUAUGUGGCUGUCAUCAAGCCGCCGGCCAAGACUUCCGCGUAAGGAACCGUCCAUUCUACAAAACUUUCUUAGCCUACAAACUGAAAAAGAACAAACCUCCCGAUCCUGUAACUCCAGAAGAAAUUCCCGCAGGCCAUGUGACAACACUGCCUAUGGUGGAAUGGCGAGAUCCAGUAGAGGAGGAUGUAGAAAGAAGCUUGGAGUCAGUUAGUACGAUCACAGGAUCUUCCAGUGGCGGAAGCAUACCCGCCGUAGAUAUACAUAAGGCAUUCAUUUUGGAUCACCAAAGUCUUCCAGACGAGAAACAGAAAUACCUUAAGCAGCUACGUAAUGAGAUUAAUCAGAGUCGAGAAGCUAUGGACAAGAUUUAUGAUGAGGAAGAUCCCAUGGUGCUAUCUGGACUUCUUCUCGAAUGGUUGGACGGCCUGAAGCAACCAGUUCUUAAUCGGGAAGAUCUUUCCCUGAUAGUCGCGCGUGCGAAUAACGCGGAGCAUUGCAUAAUGGCAUUGCAAAUGGAGGACAUCUUGCUUAUAGAAUACCUGCUACGCUUUAUUAUACGCCUUCGACCGUUAGCAGCCAACAAAAAGAUCGACAUAAUAAAACGCCUGCUUGCUUCCCUCACGCAUCAGACUAUUUUAAUUGGCGGGACAUUUCUUCCCAGUGGCAGAGACUUCCCAAGACUGCGUGAUGGAACGUGCAGUCAAGUUAUUAACUUCAUGCUAAGGAUGAUCGUAGAAAUACAAAAGGAUAUUUUGAAACCCGGAAGAGAUGACACUGAUGUUGUCAUUCCACCACGAAGAUUAAGAAUAAAGGCUUGGAAAUAA
Molecule: messenger RNA, 1578 nt
Organism: Parnassius mnemosyne (clouded apollo)
Lineage: Eukaryota; Metazoa; Arthropoda; Insecta; Lepidoptera; Papilionidae
Source: the annotation of a GenBank genome assembly